Molecule: messenger RNA, 5424 nt
Organism: Sus scrofa (pig)
Lineage: Eukaryota; Metazoa; Chordata; Mammalia; Artiodactyla; Suidae
Gene: SPRED3
Product: sprouty related EVH1 domain containing 3
Biological process (GO): animal organ development; negative regulation of Ras protein signal transduction; negative regulation of fibroblast growth factor receptor signaling pathway
Cellular component (GO): membrane; cytosol
Molecular function (GO): protein kinase binding
Source: RefSeq, a predicted model, not a curated record
AGGGGGCGGGGGCUGACAGACGGCCUGUCACGGUGAGGGGGCAGCCGGGACCGCGCAGCGCCUCCUGUCCACCGGGACGCCCCCAGACCCUGGCUGGAAGGACAAGGGGGUGGGGGCUCCUAAACUGCGCGGCAGCCAUUUGGGGUACCAGUCUCCAUUUGGGGGGGCCUGGACUUCCUACGAGGACACCCCAUUCAUAAUUUCCGUACUGGACCCCCACCAUUGAGGAAAUCUGGGGACCACUCCCCCCAGGAAACAGAUCAUAGGGAGCGUAGGGCACCCAGAAAUCCCGGCAUCCCAUCCCAGUAGGCCCUGGGGGGGGACCCCUGCCCUCUUUCUCUGCUUCACCUGUUGUCGGGGGAGGCGGGCGGACAAAGGAAGCAGCGUCACGUGACUGCUCAUUCACAAAAUCCCAUCCCAUUGAGAAAAGGGGGCUGGGGGCGCUGCGGCGGCCCCUUCCCCUCCCGAAAGGCUGGGGAAACCCGACAGCCUGCUGGUGGGGGAAGGGGCUAGAGCUCGUGGCUUGGGUGCUUGAGGCUGGGGCACCAAGGUCCCUGCGCUAGGUGGUAGUGAGGGGUUGGAGGCUGAUCCUGAUUGCUGGGCGGAGGGCUAUGGUCCCUGAACAGGGGGGAGGGGGGCUGGGGGGCGGGGUAAGAUGGUUCUGAAGGAUGCUGGGGCCGGGAGAGGGAAGAGGAGGGAUCAAUUCCCCCCUCCCCGCCCGCCUGCCCGCCCGCAAUCUCUCCCCCUUGCCUUUCCUCGGCAGGGGCCUGAGGGAGCAACCUUGAUUUUGUGAAUGAAAUGCUCUCUGGAUGUGUCUCGGUCGCCCGUUCCUGGCUUCUUCUGCCUCCAUCUCCCUUUCGGCCUGUCUCUGGCCAUUUCUGGUUCUCUCCCUGCUCUCUGCCCAUCUCCCGUUGCCGGGUGACUCAAUGAGCUUUGCAUCCGGUCUCAUUCAUAAAUCCGGGAAGGGGUGGGGGGAAGAGAGCCUGGGUUUCUCACCCAGCCAGUGGCCUGGGCGGCAGGGUGCGGAGGCAGUGUAGGGGGGACUGGGGCUGAGUUGAUGGGCUCUAAGAAAAUACAUAUGCGCAGGCACCCAGCUGUGAGGGGGACGAUGGGUGGGGCUGUGGGUACGUGCAGAGGGAGGAGAAGGAGAGAGGUUGAUAGGGGAUGAGCAGGAGGAGGAAGGGAAGUGGAAGAGCAAAGCUAUGGGGGGUGAGGACGGGCAAGAUGGGGAGAGGGAGAAAAGGUGGGUAGGGAGAAAAAAGGUAGCUAUGGAGGAAAAGGUAGGCAUGGGAGGAAGGAGAUGGCAAGAGGAAGAAAGAAGCAGUGCUGGAGGAAGGUACAUGGUUCGGGUCCGAGCCGUGGUGAUGGCCCGAGAUGACUCCAGUGGGGGCUGGCUGCCUGUGGGGGGCGGGGGCCUCAGCCAGGUGAGCGUAUGUCGGGUCCGAGGGGCCAGGCCCGAGGGGGGGGCCCGCCAGGGGCACUACGUCAUCCACGGGGAGCGCCUCCGGGACCAGAAAACCACCUUGGAGUGUACCUUGAGGCCAGGCUUGGUUUACAACAAGGUGAACCCCAUCUUCCACCACUGGAGCCUGGGUGACUGCAAGUUUGGGCUGACGUUUCAGAGUCCUGCAGAGGCCGAUGAGUUCCAGAAGAGCCUACUGGCUGCGCUGGCUGCACUGGGUCGAGGCUCACUCACCCCCUCCUCCUCCUCCUCUUCCUCCCCUUCCCAGGACACUGCAGAGACCCCCUGCCCUCUGACGUCCCACGUGGACAGCGACUCCUCCUCCAGUCACAGCCGCCAGGAGACGCCUCCCUCCGCCGCGGCGGCCCCCAUCGUCACUGUGGAAUCAGCUUCUGGCUUCGGGUCGGCCACACCGCCCCAGCGCCGCCGCUCCUCCGCUCAGAGCUACCCUCCGCUCCUACCGUUCACAGGGAUUCCGGAGCCUCCAGAGCCCCUGGCCGGGGUAGGGGGCCCGGGCUGGGGCGGCCGUGGAUACGAGGAUUACCGGCGCGCGGGGCCGCCCGCGCCUCUCGCCCUGUCUACCUGUGUCGUGCGCUUCGCCAAAACCGGCGCAUUGAGGGGCGCAGCGCUGGGGUCCCCCGCAGUCCUACCUGCCCCUCUCACCGAGGCUGCGGCCCCAGCGCCCCCGGCUCGCCCACCCCCUGGCCCCGGCCCGGCCUCUGCGCCGGCCAAGGCCUCCCCCGAGGCGGAGGAGGCGGCGCGCUGCGUGCACUGCCGCGCGCUCUUCCGCCGUCGCGCGGACGGGCGUGGCGGCCGCUGCGCGGAGGCCCCGGACCCAGGUCGCCUGCUGGUGCGCCGUCUCAGCUGCCUGUGGUGCGCCGAGAGCUUGCUCUACCACUGCCUGUCGGAUGCCGAGGGCGACUUCUCGGACCCGUGCGCCUGCGAGCCGGGCCACCCGCGCCCCGCCGCGCGCUGGGCCGCGCUGGCCGCGCUCUCCCUCGCCGUGCCCUGCCUCUGCUGCUACGCGCCCCUGCGCGCGUGCCACUGGGUCGCGGCGAGAUGCGGCUGCGCCGGCUGCGGGGGUCGCCACGAGGAGGCGGCGCGGUGAGGACGGCCUGGUGGGUCCAGUAGCCGGACCGAGGACCCAAAAUUGGGGGUCCAGGACCCCGAACUCCGUUCGGCCCCCACACCCAAACCUAGGCACACCCGGAACUUGGAGCUUGAGUUUGGAUUGAGAGACCCCAGACCUGGAACCUGGACCCCGAAUCUAGGACUGAGAGACCCCAGAUCCAGCUUCAUUGGGAUGUCUGUCCAAGAGGGCCCAGGCAUCCUGAGUUCUGGCAUCCCCGUCCUCCACCCUCACCCUCAACCUCGACCUAGACUGAAGAGGGUUCCCCAGACUUUUCACCUCAGGCAAGUAGGGGAGCAUACCGAUCCCUGGGAGCCACAGGAUCCUGAAUCGUGACUUCCUGUUCAAAUUACCAACCUACACCCAGUCAUGCCUGGCACCAUGAACCCUCAGAUUACAGCCCCAGAAUUAGGAGUUGCCAGUACCUGACCUUGCCUGUAGACAAUUACUCCCAGAUUUUGAGAUCAUAGGACCCAGAAUCAUCCCUCAUGGUUCCUGAAUGCUCACCUAAAACCUGAGGCAUCCGAAUCUGAGAUAUUCUUGUAGCCCUAGGACUUCUCAGACACCAAACCCUUUUAAGAUACCCUGAGUCCUUGGAUGUGCUCAAAUGGAUGCUCUCUGACCCAAAUAACUCGGGAGACCCAUCUCAGAGCCCCCCACCCCACACGCACACCACCCAAGAUGCACAAGCCAGCCUCCAGGGUGCUCUGGGGGCCAGGGAUCAAAGACCUGUAGACCUGCCCAUUCCAGGCCUGUUUCGCCAGGAGCUUUUGAUUUCAUAUGUGGGACUCUGAGGUGUCUACUAACCCCAGACGUAGGACUGAAGGCCACCAACCCCUCAAGGCCCAAGACAUUGGUCCUAACCCUUCAGAGAACCCUCUUCCAAUUCUCCCUGGACUUGGAUUUCAAGCCCUGGAAUGUCCUGGAAUCUUUCACUUCUUUCUACCUACAGGUCCCCAAUCUCCUAAAGGCUGGGAGCCCAGCUCCCAGAAGAUGGGACGUUCAUGGCAACUGAGACCUCUGACUCCUUGUCCCAAGUGACCCCAAGGUGCUUUAGGAGCACUGGAUCCAAGACCCCAAGGUGCCCUUGACCCUUCCAAAUUCAGGACUCAAGCCUACACAAUAUUGGGAUAGCCCCUGACCCAAGACCUUGGUCCCCCAUACCAGAGACAGUCUGCUCUGAGGUGCCCAGGGACCUAGCAACUUCAGGUCCCAGAUUUCUUUGGAUGCUAACCUCUCUAGCUCGAUAUGCUCCAGACCCAGCUUGUGCACCCCCUGAGACCUGUUGCCCUUGGUUUCUGAGACCCUAAGAUCGCAGACUCUGGAAUUCGAGUCCCAAGGGCAGCAGCCCAAGCUCCCAACAUCCCACAGAGCUACCCAUUACCCCAAGGGAGAGACAAACCAGUUUGUGCUAAUGUUCCUGGAUUCUAGGACCACCCGAGAGCUCUCUUGCUCCCAGGUCUAGGACCCAGCUUUGCCACAGAUGAUUGUGCAGGCUGUUCACUAAGCAAAGGCACACAGACCAGGUGAUGAGUGGGGCUGGCCAUGCUGUGCCCUCAGAGGAAGGUGUGCAUUUUUCUGAGUUGCACAAAAGCACCUAGCUAUGGCUCUGCUGGCAUAAAUGCGUACACACACACACACACACACACACACACACACACACACACUCCACAGCCUUGCAGACUCUCUCCCAAGCCCAAUCUUACAUUCCAGCCCUAGUCCAAGCCUUUUGUGUUCUGCCCCCCUGUUAACACUUUCUCAGAGUUGGGGGUUGCUUUGGAAAGUUUGAAAGCCUGUUUGCUGGCCCUCUGAGACACCUCUUCUGGGGAAGGGGGGUUCCACGGUCUUUUUCCCCCGAGUGGCAUGGGACUUCUGUUGUACCCCAGAUCUGAUGGCCUGCGUGGUGGUGGGGUGGGGAUCAUGGUCUCGGGGCAACACCAUCUCAAUGUUGUACAGGCUUGGGCCCUGCAUCUGGCCCCAAGCAUCUGGAAAUGCACACUUGCCUUUCUUCAUUACCCAGACUUGGAUGGCCUUGUGGGGGUUCAAGGGAUAGGUCAAGGGGGCCAGAGGGAUGGAUCCUUCUGUCACUUCCUUUAAAUUAUUAACUAUUUAUUACAUCCGGAACCUGUGAGAUUCAGCUCUCUCAACCAGAGCCGGGAUGGGUGAGAGGAAAGGGGGUGUCCCUCCCAUCCCCACUCUGCCCAGCUCUCAUCACUGUCAGACCCACCAGAGCUGAGGGCGGAGGGACUGGGGGCUGGGGCCGCCUGGGUCCCCAUCCCCCUCUCUGUGCCUCGGUCUCCUCCCUUCCGUGGUGGGCGGGGGGGGAAGCUCCAUUCUUAACCUACCUCGUUUUGGGGAGGGGUGGGAUGGGGGACCAGAGUGCUGUAAGGUGCUGUGGGAUCUGCGGAGGAAGCAGUGGGGGCUGGGGGAUGGUCCCCUGGCUCCCACCUCCCAGCACCGCCUCUCCCAGGUCUCCCAGUCCCUCUCCCUGCUAAUACCCACCUCUGAUCCAUGAUUACUCUUCAUCACCCCUAAAUCAGGGGUGCAUGGAGGGCUGACCCUGGGAGCCAGGAAGACCUCAGACCCUGGAGCCCCCAGGCCCAGUUUCCCGGCUGCUUGCCCCUCAGAUUGGAUGCUUGGCCCUCAGACUUGGGGGAGGCACCCCGACAUUAAUCUUCCUGAUCUUGAGUCUAAGCCAGUCUGUGACCUCAAUAUUGUUAUCAUCAGUGCAGGCUGAAGUAGUGGGGGAGGAUGGGGGCCAAAGACCCAGCCUUGUCAUUGGAGGAGGGGGCAUGAGAUAUCGGCUCCAAGAAAUGUCUGUGACAAAGUCUCA